Messenger RNA from Antechinus flavipes (yellow-footed antechinus), 1547 nucleotides. It is a transcript of the gene TSPAN4, whose product is annotated as tetraspanin 4. The record is from RefSeq and is a predicted model, not a curated record. Bases 233 to 949 code for a protein of 238 amino acids. The transcript has 9 exons. NCBI's taxonomy places the organism in Eukaryota, Metazoa, Chordata, Mammalia, Dasyuromorphia, Dasyuridae. Gene Ontology annotation, cellular component: membrane.
GCCUGAGCAGGCGGCGGCUCUGACGUUUCGCAGGCUCGCCUCGGUCGGAUCCCGCCCGGCCCGUCCCGUCCGUGGCCCUCCAUCUCUCGCGGCCUCCGUGGGGAGGCUGCUUGGGGCGGGAGGCAGCGGAGCUCCGGGCCGAGGCUCUGCGCUUCCUCCUUCGCGGGCGGCCUCUGGGACCGUCCGGAGCAGACCUUCCUCGGGCCUGAGAGCAGAGCUGCGGCGCUGCGGCAUGGCGCACACCUGCCUCCAGGGCGUCAAGUACCUCAUGUUCGUCUUCAAUCUCCUCUUCUGGCUGGGAGGAUGCGGGAUUCUCGGCGUGGGCAUCUGGCUGGCGGUGACGCAGGGCAACUUCGCCACACUCUCGCCCUCCUUCCCUUCGCUCUCGGCGGCCAACCUGCUCAUCGUCACGGGCACCUUCGUCAUGGUCAUCGGCUUCGUGGGCUGCAUCGGGGCCAUCAAGGAAAACAAAUGCCUGCUUCUCAGCUUCUUCAUCAUGCUGUUAAUUGUGUUCCUGCUGGAGCUCACCGUGGCCAUCCUCUUCUUUGUCUACACAGACCAGAUUGACACGUACGCCCAGCGAGACCUGAAGAAGGGGCUGCACUUGUACGGGACCGAGGGGAACAUUGGGCUCACCAACGCUUGGAGCAUCAUCCAGACAGAUUUCCGGUGCUGCGGGGUCUCCAACUACACAGACUGGUUCGAGGUGUACAACAGCACGAGGGUGCCCGACUCCUGCUGCCUGGAGUUCAGCGAGAGCUGUGGGCUCCACUCUCCGGGCACCUGGUGGAAAGCACCCUGUUACGAGACAGUGAAGAUCUGGCUCCAGGAAAACCUCCUGGCCGUGGGGAUCUUCGGGCUGUGCACGGCCCUGGUGCAGAUUCUCGGCCUGACCUUCGCCAUGACCAUGUAUUGCCAAGUGGUGAAAGCAGACACCUACUGUGCGUAGAGCCAAGCCUGCGGCCGCCCCUGCUUUCCUUCCAAAGGACUCGGGAACACUUUCCUUCAUGUUCAUUCACCCUAAUUAGUUACCCUUGUAAAUGGCUUCACCCUGGGGGGCCCGGAGCCCCCCAAACCCCAGGAAGCCCCAAGGUCGAGGGCGGGUGCCUGGGACCCCCCCCCCCCCCCGGGGCAGACUGACCGGGAACGCUUGGGGUUUUCCUCCUGAAACACCCGUCGGCCAUGUGGCCAGUCUGUCCUGGGAAUGGCGGGGAACUGGUUCAGCCCUGGGCUCAUCGGGCCCCCUUCCUUUUGUUUGCCCCCAGAACCCCACUCAGGAGGGGUCUCCUCUUCCAAGCGGGCGCCCCCUAAGGUCGGGGAGGGACCUGAAUGGGUCUGUGAAAGGAGAGCGCCCCCUCCCUGCUGCCCUCAUGGCCUCGGGGGCGGCCCCCUCUGUGCCCCCCCCGCGGUGGGUGAGUCCUCCCAUUUAACAUUCGGCGCUGGACUCGGGCUGGGGGCGGCCCCGGGGGGCCCCCUCACAGACCCAGGAGCCUCUUUAUGUUUGCGGAUGUGUCUUGACUUCAGUAAACCGUUGUGAGUGCGCAGCA